Molecule: messenger RNA, 5982 nt
Organism: Megalobrama amblycephala (Wuchang bream)
Lineage: Eukaryota; Metazoa; Chordata; Actinopteri; Cypriniformes; Xenocyprididae
Gene: erbb2
Product: erb-b2 receptor tyrosine kinase 2
Biological process (GO): neuron differentiation; positive regulation of cell population proliferation; positive regulation of MAPK cascade
Cellular component (GO): basal plasma membrane; signaling receptor complex
Molecular function (GO): ATP binding; transmembrane receptor protein tyrosine kinase activity
Source: RefSeq, a predicted model, not a curated record
GCGCGCGCAUUAUAGCACACGCACACAUACACACACACUGACUGGAGAGUCUGGCGCACUCGCUCAUGCCAGGAAGUUGUUGGUAUUCGGGGAAUAACAAAGAAAAAAAACAGGUAUAUUAAACACAUCGAAACUACACGAGGUGGAUCUGUGUAACAUAUAUGGGAUCUGGGUAUGAACUGGAGGACUAUUAACUAAUGGAGGACUAAUCGAUGGAGGCGGACAGAAGUUUUGGGCUCGUCUGGGUCCUGCUGCUGCUGUUGGGUAUUACAGCCGCUACAGGGAGAGAAGUAUGUCUCGGGACAGAUAUGAAGCUGGCUUUACCCUCCAGUCUUGAGAAUCAUUAUGAGAUGCUCAGGCUCCUGUACACGGGCUGUCAAGUGGUUCAUGGUAACCUGGAGAUCACUCAUCUGCAGGGAACUCCAGACCUCUCCUUUUUGCAGGAGAUUGUGGAGGUUCAGGGGUAUGUGCUGAUAGCUCACGUCUCAGUGCGUUCGGUUCCUCUGGACAAUCUGCGGAUCAUACGAGGCAGUCAGCUGUAUAACUCCAGCUAUGCUCUCGCAGUACAUGACAAUACCCACCUAAGUCAGGUGGGACUCGGCCUGAGAGAACUACGCCUCAGGAGUCUUACAGAAAUCCUGCUUGGUGGGGUUUAUAUUUGGGGAAAUCCUCAACUUUGCUUUCCUCGGAAUAUUAAUUGGGAAGACACUGUUACUAAAGUUCAAAACAAACCGUUGCACCUGGAAGACAUUCCAAAGAACUGUCCUCUUUGUUCUUGCUGUGUGGGUCUGGUGGAUGCUUGGGGAGAAACAAAUCAGGACUGCCAAAUAUUGACCUCUGUGCAGUGCUCAUCUGGCUGUUUGCGCUGUAAAGGUCCAAAACCUAAUGAUUGCUGUCAUGUGCAGUGUGCUGCUGGGUGCACGGGGCCGAAAGACUCUGACUGUCUGGCCUGUCGUCACUUUAAUGACAGUGGGACGUGUAAAGACAACUGCCCUCGCCCAACCAUCUACGACCCAAUCACCUUCCAAUCCAAACCCAACAAGGACAAAAAGUUCAGUUUUGGAGCCACAUGCGUCAAACAGUGUCCCCAUAACUAUUUGGCAAUGGAAGUGGCGUGUACAAUGGUCUGUCCUAAAGCUAACAAGGAAGUCAUCACUGUCGAACCAGAUGGACUAGAAACACAGAAAUGUGAAAAGUGUGAAGGAGAGUGUCCAAAAGUGUGUUAUGGACUAGGUAUGGGAAACCUUCAGGGGGUGACAGUGGUGGAUGCCACCAACAUUGGCAUGUUCGUUGGCUGUGAGAAGAUCUACGGCAGUCUGGCUUUUCUUUCAGACUCCUUCAAAAUAAAUGCAGUUUCCAAUUCAACUGGACUGCAGUUGAGUGACCUGGAGAAGCUGAAGUCAAUACAAGAAAUCACAGGAUAUCUGUACAUAGAUGCAUGGCCAGAUUAUUUGGAUGAUCUGGGUGUUUUUGAGAACUUGAAAGUUAUCAGAGGAAGAAUGCUUUACAAGGGUGUUUUGUCUUUGGGAGUUCAGUCUUUACAGAUCGAGUCUCUCGGGUUGCGGUCCUUGCGCAGUGUCAGUGGAGGUUUAGUACUGAUUCAUAAUAACUCCAGACUGUGCUACACCUCCUCUCUGCCCUGGAACUCUCUGCUCCACCCCGCACAGGGACCCAACCUCAUUAGAAGCAACAACCAAGACCAGCAAACAUGUGUUUCACAGGGAAGAAUCUGUGACCCCCUGUGUGCGGAUGCAGGCUGCUGGGGGCCGGGACCCAGUCAGUGUGUGUCGUGUGUGAAUUACAAACGUGGGACGGAGUGUGUGGAGCAGUGUAAUGUCCUCCAGGGGUCAGUCCGGGAGUUUGUUGAUGGAUUUAACUGCGUUCCUUGCCAUCCAGAGUGUCGACCAGUCAACGGUUCUGCCUCCUGUACAGGCCCAGGUCCAGAUCAGUGUAAGGAGUGUAUGCACUUUCAAGAUGGAGACGUGUGUGUCGAGCGCUGUCCUAGUGGGGUGAAAGAAGACCAGCACACAGUGUGGAAGUACUUCAAUGCUACAGGACACUGUCUGCCCUGCGAGACCAACUGCACCGUCUCGUGUCCAUUAGAUGAUAGGGGGUGCCCCAUCCAACAGAAAACUGGGCCUGGGACAACAGUCGCAAUCACAAUUGGUGGAGUGUUUCUCUUUAUCAUUUUGCUGGCACUGCUGGUGUUUUACCUGCGACGACAGAAACACCAGAAAAAGAAAGAAAACCUGAGGAGAAUUCUACAGGAGCAUGAGCUGGUGGAGCCACUGACCCCGAGCGGAGCGAUGCCGAACCAGGCUCAGAUGCGUAUUCUCAAGGAGACAGAGCUGAAGAAACUCAGAGUGCUGGGCUCUGGAGCCUUCGGCACAGUCUAUAAGGGUAUAUGGGCUCCUGAUGGGGAGAACGUCAAGAUCCCAGUGGCCAUCAAAGUUUUGCGUGAGAACACCUCGCCCAAAGCCAACAAAGAAAUCUUGGAUGAGGCAUAUGUGAUGGCAGGUGUAGCGAGCCCAUAUGUGUGCCGCUUGCUAGGCAUCUGUCUGACAUCAACGGUUCAGCUGGUUACCCAGCUCAUGCCAUACGGAUGCUUGUUGGACUACGUCAGAGAGAACAAGGACCGCAUCGGCUCUCAGUACCUCAUCAACUGGUGUGUACAGAUUGCAAAGGGAAUGAGUUACCUUGAAGAAGUGAGGCUGGUUCACAGAGACCUUGCAGCUAGGAAUGUUCUAGUCAAAAACCCAAACCAUGUGAAGAUUACAGACUUUGGGCUUGCCAGACUGCUGGACAUAGAUGAGAAGGAGUACCACGCCGAUGGGGGGAAGGUGCCAAUCAAAUGGAUGGCGCUGGAGUCCAUAUUACACAGGAAGUUUACUCACCAAAGUGAUGUAUGGAGCUACGGGGUGACUGUAUGGGAGUUGAUGACCUUUGGCAUGAAGCCAUAUGACCUCAUACCAGCACGGGACAUUCCAGAACUACUGGAGAGGGGAGACAGACUCCCCCAGCCGUUAGUCUGUACCACUGAAGUCUACAUGAUCAUGGUCAAUUGUUGGAUGAUCGAUCCUGACAGUCGGCCCCGAUUUAAGGACCUUAUGGAGGAAUUUACCGCCAUGUCACGUGAUCCCCCACGUUAUGUAGUCAUCCAAAAUGACGAUCAGAUGAGUCUGUCGUGUCCUAUUGAUAGUGAGUUCUUCCGCAUUCUGAUGGCAGAGGAGGGGGGGAAUGUGAAGGAGUUACUAGAUGCGGAAGAAUACCUGGUGCCUCAGCCCGGUGGCAUCUUCAGCACACAAGGAGAAAUGAGAGCCAAUGGACCCAGCAGACACCACUCUCACAGGAGUACAGACCAAGGUUUAGAGGUGGAUGGUAUGCCAAGCGGCAGGGAUUUGUACUCCUCCGUCAGCAUGCUGGGGCAGAGUCAGUACCCAACUCUUCCUGUUGGGGCAACAGCCAAUGCCAUGUGGUCUGGGACACAGUACCAACCUCUAGCAAGGAGCAUAUCACACCGUUCCGCUGGAGGCCAAUCGGACUCUGUGUUUCUGGACGGUUACGUGGAGGACAACUGCCCUCCAUCCAGUCCUUGUCGUUAUUCUAAAGAUCCCACUGUCCCCAACGGCAUAGAUGGAGAGCUGGAGACCUGGAGAGAUGGAGCUGAUGGCCCUAUUGGUUUUAUUUCACACACACUGCCACGUGGAGCGCACACACAACCUGAGUAUGUGAACCAGGACGUCCCAUCAGAGCGUCCCAGCACGCUUCCACGCAAAGCGAACGAGAGGAGAUUCAUUAACGGUCUUUGUACAGGGAACAGUGUGGAGAAUCCACAGUACCUGGUGCCUAUGAGCAACAUCCCACCCACUUCGCCCGCCUUCGACAACCCCUACUAUCAUGAUAUCGCAGCUAAAGCUCAGGCAGUCGCCAGAGCAUCCAUAAACGGAGGUACAACUCACAGGCAGCCCAAUGGCUACAUGACCCCCACAGCAGAAAACCCAGAAUACCUGGGCUUAGCAGAGACAUGGAGUGGUCAAAUGGAGUAUACUUGAGAGGAAUCAUUCGGUACAGUUUGUGUGCAAGCGUGUGGAGAUGAAUGUAUUGGUGAGGUUGUGUGCGUGAGCGAACGAGUGAUGUAUUUUGUGAAGGACGUUCCUAUUGGGAAUGGAUUCUAAUGGCUUUCUAUUAAAUUGCAACAAAAACCUAUGUAGCAUUCUGUGGAGUUUAAACUUGAAGAUGGAUGCAUUUUCAGUCUUUGCCAACAAUCAGCUUUUUUUGCAUCUGACAAAAACAUGGUACGUUUUUCAAGACUGCUUGGAUGUUAACACUGGAUGGUGUCUGUGGAUAUAUGUAAUACACUAAGGAUUUUCAUUUGAAUUUUUACUUUUGUUCAUCUCACAAAUUUUUUUUUUGGAGGUUCAAUUCAAUUCCAAGCCAGGGCCAUACACACUGCUUUACAGAGCGCUUGUGUGAGAGCUGGACACAAUCAAAGCUGCUCUGUUCUGUGUGUAAAGGCCCUGGGUGAGCAGCUACAGUGCCAGUGAAUGAAAGACUGACAUUAUUGCCGUACGAAACGGGUGUGGUGCGUUUAGCCAUGCAUCUGGCUCUGAAGAUUCAUCAACAUUUCUCAUCUGUGGCAUAUCCAGGUUUUCACAUAUGUUUGGGUAUUUUUUUUUUUUUUUUAAUUCCUUACAUUUGAGCAGUGACUAUCUUCAAUAUAGGAUGGGUAACCGUUUUACAGAUGUAUGUAGAGCAAAAGGUGAAUCUCAAAUAUUGUCCAGGUCAUAUUGCCUCCUAAAUUGAAAUAUUGCGCAUAAAUAAAUUCUAAUUCCUGUUAAGAUUUUUAAUUAACCACAUUACCUCCUCAAAAGUGGUCAAAAGAAACAUUCUUUUCAUCAAAAAUCAUGGAAAAAUGUAUCACAGUUUCCACAAAAAUAUUAAUAUUAAACAUUGAUCAUAAUAAGAAAUGUUUCUUGAGCAACAAGUCAGCAGUGUUUGGGAAAGAUACUUUUAAAAGUAAUGCAUUACAAUAUUGCGUUACUCCCUAAAAAAAAAGUAAGUAAUUUUGUUACUUAUUUGCUUCCUGUGAAAAGUAAUGCGUUACAUUACUUUUGCAUACGUUUUCUCACCUGGGUUGCUGUUUUUUUUUUUUUUAAUAACAACAAAAACAUUCUUUUUUUGACAAAUGUAAAGGCCUUUUCACACCAAAAGUGAAAUAAAUAAGCCUCAGGCUGAAGGAAGUGCAAAUUCAUGCCUGUGCAGUAGAGGGCGCAGCUCAAAUAAACCUUUCACCUUUGCUGUCAUUCUGGACUGCAGAAUAAAAUGACGCAGGAGAAGAAAGUUCAACAUUCUUAUUUCAGCAAUAAAGUGAGUUUAAAUACAAAGUUAUUUGUUUAAUUUAAUAUAUUUAACUAAUUGCAGGUUUGUGCAAUAUUCUGAGAUUGCAUUUCACUGUUUUUAUUCAUUUUGAAGAAUACUGAUUCUCUUUUUGUGCAAGUGAGAUGAGUAAAUGCCUGCUCACAUUUAUGCUACGUGCUCUCGGAAUUAUCGUAAAUACGAGUUUCCUCGGUAAAAUUUGCAGAUGAACGCCCUCCCAUUUCGAAACUUGAAUGCAAUGAACUCGUAAUCAUGACUUCAGAAGUGGAAUUAUCAAAUUUCUGAUAGCACGUGAAGGCAGCAUUAUUCUAGAACUACAAUAACCAUCAUAUUCACACAUAUGUCGUUACUUAUUUGAAAAAGUAACUUAGAUAUUUUUUUGUAAAUUAAAAGUUUUGCAAUUACUUUACUAGUCACUUGAAAAAAGUAAUCCGAUUACAUAACUCACGUUACUUUUAAUGCGUUGCGUUACCCCAACACUGCAAAUCAUCAUAUUAGAAUGAUUUCUGAAGGAUCACGUGACCUUGAAGACUGGAGUAAGCAUCACAGGAAUAAAUUACAUAAAAAAAUUAUUCAAAUAGAAAACAGUUCUUUUAAAUUGUUAAA